GUCACUCUCUGUAACAUCACCUAAAGUCAUCAUUAUUUUAUUAAUGAUGAUAAUUAGCUGUUCAUGUAAUUUGAUUAUUGACAGGAAUCCGAUAAUCACUCCUGGAAUGCCAAAAGUUUUGGCAGAUAGAUUACGAUAUCUAGAAUCCAUUAAAAAAGCCAAAGGUAUUAAAAUUGCUAAUGGAUCAAAAGCAGCAACUAACGAAUUUCCAUUUAUGGUAUCUCUUCAGUAUCAAGCAAGUAGUUCGAGCGUUCCUUAUCAUUUCUGUGGUGGAUCAAUUAUUAAUAAGCGAUAUAUCAUGACAGCAGCUCACUGCAUGUUCGAUGACACUAAUGUAAAAUUGACACCUUCUACCAUUGUGGUUCUUGCAGGAGUCAACUAUAACACCAUUUCUACAUCAAGUUUAUCUGGAAAUUACGCAAAAGGCAGCUCAAUUACAGUUCAUACAAGUUUCAGCUCGAAAACACUUGCAAAUGACAUUGCAAUUAUUUAUUUAGAUAGAGAUUUGACAAUUGAUGGAACAACUACACGUCUGGCUUACAUUGAAUCAGGUUCAGUUCCAAUCCCAACUGCAUCCUCAAAGAUUCUCGUAGCUGGUUGGGGUUACACUGACUCAACUGAGGUUGCUUCUGAAAAUUUGUUAAAAGUUAAUAUUCCAAUUGUUUCUGAUACGAUCUGUAAUUCAUAUCCAUUGAGUUUGGAUAUGGCUAAACCAAGACAAAUAUGUGCUGGUGAUGGUGCUGGUCACGAUUCUUGUAGUGGUGAUUCAGGAGGUCCAUUGUUUAGAGUAGUCAAUUCAAACACCAAGGACUUUGCAGUUGUUGGAUUGGUAAGCUACGGACCUGAUGGUUGUGGAACUGGAUACGAAACUAACAGAGGUGUCUAUACGAAUACUACCUAUUAUUUGAAUUCGUUUAUUAGAAGUGUUGUUUCAUCGGUUCAAACUGAUACCUACAAUUCAAAUUCAAGCUAUGUCUAUACCGGAACAAGUGGUGGUUCAACCAAAUCUGAUGCAAGUUUAGGAUUUGAUUUGAAGAGUUUCGUAUUUAUUGUUGUAAUGUGUUUGGGAAUGAUCUUUUAUGCCUUGUAAUAUAAUAUCAAUACAAAUUUUUAGAAUUUUAUUG
Messenger RNA from Naegleria gruberi, 1124 nucleotides. RefSeq names its product chymotrypsin. Gene Ontology annotation, biological process: proteolysis. NCBI's taxonomy places the organism in Eukaryota, Heterolobosea, Eutetramitea, Acrasida, Naegleriidae. Bases 44 to 1090 code for a protein of 348 amino acids. Gene Ontology annotation, molecular function: serine-type endopeptidase activity. The transcript is spliced from 4 exons. The record is from RefSeq and is a predicted model, not a curated record.